AUGGAUCACCGUUGGCGAUUCUGUAGCAUUGUGUGCAAGUUUGGAAAACUAGCGCAAUUUUGCGUAUGCGAGUCAACGCAGUGCAUAUUUCAAAAUUUAUCAAUUCAUUUGACCGCAUGGAUGGCUAUGGUGAAACUAUUAACUUGUCAUUUCAAUAAUGGAAAAAUUAAAUAUCUCAUAGAACAGUUGCAUGCGGACUGGAAUAUUCUCGACACUCAAGAGGAACGGGAGAUUAUGAAGAGGUAUGCCUUGAACGGCAGAUGGUACACUUUCGCAUACGCCGUGUGCAUUUACUCUAGUACGUUGACAUUCGGGACAUCGGCGCUUUUACCGCGUAUCAUGGAUGUUAUAUCUCCCCUGAACGAAUCUCGUCCGAUAAUAUUGCCGGUUCCGGCAUAUUACUUCGUCGACGAAGCUAAAUACUUUUACUACAUAUUUUUCCAUCUUCAGUUCGGCGGUGUGGUAUGUCUUGCCGGACUUAUCGCGCACGAUUGCAUCUUCUUAACUUAUGUCGAACACGUCUGCGGCCUUUUCGCCAUUGUGGGAUUUAGGUUUGAACAUCUUUUAUACAAACACAAUAUUGCGGACAAGAGUCUGAGCAAUCCCUCAAAUGAGAUAUAUGUCGAAAAAAUUGCGUUUACCAUUCAACUUCACCAAAGAGCUCUGCACUUUGCCACUAUUAUCGAGAAAACUUUUUCUUCAUCCUUAGCCCUACAAAUCAUGAUAAUUGUGAUUAACAUGAGCAGUACUUUGAUACAACUCUCGGCCGAACUGCAAGGUGAUAUAGUAGCAGUGGUGAAAUACUUUGUAUACAUAAUAUCUCAGUUAUUCCAUUUACUGGCUUUCAGUUACCAGGGACAAAAAUUGAUAAAUCAUAGUCUUGAGACACACGCAAAAAUUUAUAAUGGUUCGUGGUACAACAUACCCGUGAAGUCGCAAAGACUGCUGUUAUUCGCCAUGAGAAAGAGUACAGAAAUUAUUUACUUGUCGGCCGGAAAGAUAUACAUAUUUUGUCUAGAAAGUUUCACUCUGAUUGAGUACCUCAUAGAACAUCUACACGCGGAUUGGAAUAUUCUCGACACUGAAGAGGAAUGGGCGAUUAUGAGGAGGUAUGCUAUGGAUGGCAGAUGGUACGCUUUGUUAUACGCCUGUUUGCCACCGUUCUCGAGCGCACUUUCUCAUCAUCCUUCGCCAUACAACUCCUGA
Messenger RNA from Odontomachus brunneus, 1206 nucleotides. RefSeq names its product odorant receptor 63a-like. Gene Ontology annotation, cellular component: plasma membrane. Gene Ontology annotation, molecular function: odorant binding; olfactory receptor activity. Gene Ontology annotation, biological process: sensory perception of smell; detection of chemical stimulus involved in sensory perception of smell. The transcript has 10 exons. Lineage: Eukaryota; Metazoa; Arthropoda; Insecta; Hymenoptera; Formicidae. The record is from RefSeq and is a predicted model, not a curated record. The coding region runs from base 1 to 1206 and encodes 401 amino acids.